This is a messenger RNA of Mucor velutinosus, 1404 nucleotides long. RefSeq names its product Cytoplasmic glyoxalase II. NCBI's taxonomy places the organism in Eukaryota, Fungi, Mucoromycota, Mucoromycetes, Mucorales, Mucoraceae. Bases 1 to 1404 code for a protein of 467 amino acids. The record is from RefSeq and is a predicted model, not a curated record. The transcript is spliced from 3 exons.
AUGGCUGAGAAUAAUCUAUUUCAGUUGGCUCAAGUGGUCACUGAACUUCCACUCCAUCGCCAUCAUCUUAAGAUUGAGCAACAACAACAACAACAACAACAACAGCAACAACAGCCCUCCUCUCCUAUGCCAAAUACACGCUCCAGUGAUCCACAACAGCAACCACUAUUAGUCAGAAAAAAUGCUUGCAUUGUAUGUGCAAUCUGUUUCACUUGUUCAAAUUAUUUUGGCGUUAAUUGCCAGUGUUCAGAGACCCAACCGCGUCGUGGCAAGAAUCUACCAGAAGGAGGUCUUGAUUCCAGGGCAAAAAAAUUAUCGCCUCAAGAUAGAGAUGACUAUGAAUUUACAUUGAAAUGGUUGGAUGAAUUUACACACAGCAUUUACAGAGACAGAGAUCAUCAAAUUGUUGGUUUGAAUGACUUGACAGAGGUAUCACUUUGCAAGGCACAUUCUAGUACUCUUUACCGUGCCAAGAAGAGGCAUCAACGUAACAUGAAUCAACAGCAAGCUCCGCCUUCACCUGCUGAUUCUAAUGGCACUAUGAUGGAGGAUGUUCAUCGCUCUUCAUCGGUGGACUCUUAUCCGUUGUUGCCUCAGCCGUCUCCCAGUUAUUAUAGCAAUGUUGUGGGUGGAGGUGCUUUGGCUCAAAAAGUACGCGAAAUAUCCUUCCAGCAGCAAUACAGCAACAACAAUCGACAAGAUGCGAUGGCUGAAUCACCUGACUUUUCCAUGAUGACCACCUCUACAUCUGCAGUCAAGAGAAAACGGACAUCUACCAUCUCUAAACCACCCAAUGCAAGCGCAUCAACACCAUUAUUGUACUCUAAUAACCACCAUACUCAACAUCCACAUCAUCACCAUCAUUUACAUCACCCACAUCCGCCUCCACCUCCGCCUACAUCGUCGCAGCAACAGCAAGUCGCUCGCCCUAACCAUAGCUUCUCCUCACAAUUGCCACCACUUCAUUUACGUACACCAUCUUUAUCAUCAUUAUCCUCCACACUACAACACCAAUUGCAUGUGACACCCUCAUAUAAUUCAGCACGGCCCAUGAUACCUCCUACAUAUUCCAAAGUAAUAGAAACAGUUUCUUUGAAGAGCUCCCCAUCAUUGAAUAGCAAUGACGACCAGCAGCAACCACAACAGCAACAACAGCAAGUAUACUACAUCAGAAAUUUAGCUAUUACAGACUCUUAUACAUUUCGAGAUUUGUUAUCGGAAAUCGACUUUGCGGGAUCACCUCCACCCGGUAAGAGGGUCGUUAUUUCUGAUUUGAAACGAGAAAGGAUCUUCCCAUUAGGCCAAGCUAUACGAAGUGUGAUCAGAUACCCAACGGAUACACAUGUUGAAUUUUACCUGGGUCUUUCUGAAAAGGCUUCAAUUGACUGGAAUAACUAUCAUUAA